Dovyalis caffra is the source of this 933-nucleotide messenger RNA. The record is from the annotation of a GenBank genome assembly. NCBI's taxonomy places the organism in Eukaryota, Viridiplantae, Streptophyta, Magnoliopsida, Malpighiales, Salicaceae.
AUGGAUGUGAUAAAAACGCAACAAAUCUCGGCGAGACCGAUCGAGAAAGUGAUAGUGCACCCUCUAGUUCUACUCAGCAUCGUCGAUAACUACAACAGAGUAGCUAAGGACACUCGCAAACGUGUCGUUGGGGUCUUGCUUGGCUCCAGUUUUAAGGGCACCGUUGAUGUCACUAACAGCUAUGCAGUGCCAUUUGAAGAAGAUGACAAAGAUCCAAGCAUCUGGUUUCUUGACCACAAUUAUCAUGAAUCAAUGUUUUCCAUGUUCAAAAGAAUAAAUGCCAAGGAGCAUGUUGUGGGGUGGUACAGCACAGGGCCAAAACUGAGGGAAAAUGACCUGGAGAUUCACGGAUUAUUUAACGAUUAUGUUCCAAAUCCUGUCUUGGUCAUAAUUGAUGUCCAACCGGAAGAGUUGGGAAUACCCACAAAAGCAUACUAUGCUGUUGAAGAGGUAAAAGAGAAUGCUACCCAGAAAAGCCAGAAAGUGUUUGUGCAUGUACCAUCAGAAAUUGCUGCCCAUGAAGUCGAGGAAAUUGGCGUAGAACACUUAUUGAGGGAUGUGAAGGACACAACAAUUAGUACUCUUGCAACAGAGGUUACUGGGAAACUCACAGCUCUGAAAGGGUUGGAUGCUCGGCUAAAAGAGAUACGUGGUUAUCUUGACCUUGUCAUUGAAGGAAAGCUCCCAUUAAACCAUGAGAUUCUGUACCAUCUACAGGAUGUGUUCAACCUACUUCCGAACCUUAACGUGGCAGAUUUGGUCAAGGCUUUUGCAGUGAAAACAAAUGAUAUGAUGUUGGUUAUCUACCUUUCGUCCCUCAUCCGAAGUGUAAUCGCUCUCCACAACUUGAUCAACAACAAGAUGCUCAACAAAGAACAUGAGAAGGCAGAAGACUCGAAGCCUGUUGCUGUACCUCCUGCUGCUGGAAGCUAG